AUGAGCUCCCGAAUGGCCGGAGCAGCGCUCCCGCGCCACCUAGGCCCCCGCCUCUUCGCGGCCGAGCCGGUGACCGGGCUCGCGGCGAGGGGCGUCAUGCCCGCGGCCGCGAGGAUCCUCCCCGCACGGAUGUCCAGCACGGCCGCCGCGGAGGCCGCCAAAGAAGCUGCCGCGCCAGAACAGCGCCAGAAGACCGUUUCCGCGGCGCCGGAGGGGCAGGACAAGAAGGCCGUCGUCAGCUACUGGGGCAUCCAGCCGCCGAAGCUCGUGAAGGAGGACGGCACGGAGUGGAGGUGGUUCUGCUUCAGGCCAUGGGACACGUACAGAGCUGACACGUCGAUCGACAUGAAGAAGCACCACGAGCCGAAGGCGCUGCCCGACAAGCUAGCCUACUGGCUGGUUAAGUCGCUGGUCGUGCCCAAGCAGCUCUUCUUCCAGCGCCGGCACGCCAGCCACGCGCUGCUGCUGGAGACGGUGGCGGCCGUGCCGGGCAUGGUGGGCGGCAUGCUCCUCCACCUGCGCUCGCUGCGCCGCUUCGAGCACGGCGGCGGUUGGAUCCGCGCGCUGCUGGAGGAGGCCGAGAACGAGCGGAUGCACCUCAUGACGUUCCUGGAGGUGGCGCAGCCCAAGUGGUGGGAGCGCGCGCUCGUGCUCGCCGCGCAGGGCGUCUACUUCAACGCCUACUUCGUCGCCUACCUCGCCUCGCCCAAGUUCGCGCACCGCUUCGUCGGCUACCUCGAGGAAGAGGCCGUGCACUCCUACACGGAGUACCUCAAGGACCUCGAGGCCGGCAUCAUCGAGAACACCCCGGCGCCGGCCAUCGCCAUCGACUACUGGCGCCUCCCCGCCGACGCCAAGCUCAAGGACGUCGUCACCGUCGUUCGCGCCGACGAGGCGCACCACCGCGAUGUCAACCACUUCGCGUCGGACAUUCAUUACCAGGGGAUGAAGCUGAAGGACACGCCUGCGCCUCUCGGGUACCACUAA
Molecule: messenger RNA, 987 nt
Organism: Miscanthus lutarioriparius
Lineage: Eukaryota; Viridiplantae; Streptophyta; Magnoliopsida; Poales; Poaceae
Source: the annotation of a GenBank genome assembly